This is a messenger RNA of Aureobasidium uvarum, 2223 nucleotides long. NCBI's taxonomy places the organism in Eukaryota, Fungi, Ascomycota, Dothideomycetes, Dothideales, Saccotheciaceae. The record is from the annotation of a GenBank genome assembly.
AUGGCCAACUCUCGUGAUCAGCCUCGCAGGUCGGCAGACGAUGUUUUCGACGACGAAUAUGCCGUAGACGACUUUGACGGAGUCGCUGACGGCUUUGCUCCUGGCCGCGUGCAACCGGCCAACGACCGAUGGUCAAUCCACUCCGAGGACCCUUCAAUCCGCAGCGUUCACGCACACAUGUCGGAUGCCCCUCGCUUCUCUACUGGUCCCAGCAGGAAUAGCAUGCAUAAACCGCGAGAUGUCCAGAACCCCUUCAGCAGCACAGAGGACGACGAUGACGACAAUACUGACGAGCGCUCGGCUCUGAAUCGCUCAUCAAGUAUCCAAUCCUCUUCGACUGCCCAAUAUGCCCCCGGAAUCGCCCACAGACUUAGUACUGCAUCGUCCGCCGGAGUUUAUGCUCGUACUGCGAGCCCUCUCCUCGGCACUACCGGCCCCAGCCACCCCUACUCAAUGUAUCCUCAAGAUACCAACGUAGCCCGCACGCCAUCCGUAUCUACGACCGCUUCCACCAUUCGUGCGGUUCAAUCGACUGCCAUGUCAAACCAGGGCCCCGCCCAUCCUUACAGCAUGUAUCCCCAAAACGUUUCCGAGAACGAGGUAGCGGACCCUGCUGGUACAUCAAGCCAUGCUCAGACGAUAAUCCCAGUCGGCUUUCCCGGUAGAAGUCAAGGCUUCGUAAGAACUCGAGGACCUGGAGACGAGGAGCAGGACAUCAUCGGGGUCGACGGUCAUUCAGAACAACUCCCACCUUACUCCGAGUACCCUGAGGAUGGUGUACCAAAACCGGUUGUCCCAACCGCACUACUAGCACAAACUGCCGCUCCUGCCCAUACCACUCAGGUCCAUAUGCCUUUGAUGCAGCAACAGCGCCAGCCCGAAAGCAUGUCAGACCAGUCCGCCGCUUAUGGCUUUGCCGAGAUGCAACAAAUGAACUCCAUUGAUUCGAGUGAUACUCCAUCAGAGAACAAGAGUUGGAGCGAGAAGUCAUGGAAAGAGAAGCGAAAGACGCGCUUCUUCGGCAUUCCCUUCUGGUGGAUACUAUUAUCUCUCUGCGUGCUUGCCUUCAUUGCUAUUGUUUUGGGUGCAGCUAUUGGCGGUAUCUUCGCAAACNACUAUGGCAACACGACCACACUAUUAGACGCAUCACCAAUUCCUACAUCAUCGAUAGGAGCUCCACCGCCAACUGGCGUUUAUGCUCUGGACUUUGGUGCGCCAAGAGCUACACAAUCGGCUUGUAUAGCCAACCAGAAUUACUCGGCUGCUUGGACUUGCAACAUUUAUGGCAUACCGCAGAUGGCCAUCAACAUUGGCCUUCCACCGGAUGGAAGCAACAACGAAGGCGCCUCACUGUACGGAUUCAGCAACGCCACCGGCAUCAACUAUGGCACUCAACCCCCGAACACUCAUUUCGCUCCCUUCAUCUCCGUCGAAGAUGACGAUGAACCGUAUCGGGGUCCUGCUUUCUAUUUCCAGACCUUUUACGACAAAUUCGUAGUUGUCCCAGAGAGCUCUCUUCCCGCAAGCAACGCCGCCAACGCGCAGAAGCGUUCAAUGAUCAACACUGAUUGGUUCACUCAGCACCAAGUUCAAGCUGGAGACAAGCCGUGGUUUUGCUGGUUCAACGGCACGUUCCUCGAAGGCUUCAUCUACGCCAACAACUACACAGACCCGAGUGCGCCGUCAUCCUCAUUAUCGUCAUCAUCUUCGUUUACGUCCUCAAACAGCAGACAUGCCAAGACCUCGUCGUCUCCGCUAACUACUUCCACUAUCAUUGAAGUCUCAGGCCCUUCGACAACUGCUACCCUGACUUCUGCUUCCCAAAAUACUGCUUCCACACAAUCCGUCUCAAAUUCCUACACGCACACGCCAAAUGGACGGAAAGUAAAACGUGGCUGGCAUCUGGAAAAACGUACGUGGACGUUUGCUGAACUGUCUUCUUUCGGCUAUGUUGUCAAGAUCGAAGAACGUCGUGUGCCGGACAGUGUGCAACCUUACUGUCAGCAGUUCCAAAUCUUGGACAAUGGCAUGGCAGGUGGCCUCGAUGACCCAGCCACAGGGCAGCAGAUAACAGUCUACCUGCAAGAGACCGACCCCGACUACAGCGCUUACAAUCAACAGACGUACGGAGCGUCUCCGACAGGAUCGUCAAAGGUCAAGCGUGAUCCCAUAUCUGGUGCUUGCCAUUGUGAAUGGUGGAGUGGAUCUUCACCUGAUUCGUAA